UUAAUAGUAGUAUAUAGCAAGCAAAAUCAAUUGGGGUGUACAUUAAAUGCAGUAAACAGAAACAAUUGAUAGCGUCUAUCUUUUUCUUCUUUGGAAAUGCAAGUUAUUACACCUUGGGAUUGAAAUUAGACAAAUUGCUGAUUUAAAAGAAAAAUGCAAAGUACACCAUGAAUUGUUGAGUCCAAAUCAGUGUAUUGUAUGAGAUUGAUCACUGCGUUAUCUUCACCUUGCAUUGUACAGAAAAUGAACUCUAGUUCUUAUGUUAAAUUUUUAUAUCAAGUUUUGAAGGAAAAGGAGUUCAUAGCCCCACAACUCAAAAGAGAUCACCACGUCUAUGAUGUGACACUCAAAUAAUGGGGAUACCAUCAUUAAUGAUCCUUUGUGCAUCUUUAGUUUCGUUUUCUUUACCGCAGAAUUCAGUUGUACCUCGCCAGUGUGUGAUUAUACAGGACAGACAAAAGUUAUCCUUGCCACGAGUUGUUCCAAGUUUCCUGAUAACGAAAGACAAUCGGAUAUGUCACACAUCAGAUAGACAAGCAUUACAAUGUGGUAACACGGACGUCUUCAUCAAGCCUGAGUGUGUAUGUUCAUUUUAUAAUGUGCACGAGGCAAAGUAUCAUCCUCACACAGCUUGCCCGAGAGGACAAACUUCAGACCACGUAAUAAAGUUAAAAUGUCCUGAUUGUAAAAGGUACAGCUUAGAUAACAAAGGACCAUGCAUCAACGGUGGGAAUUUGACCUGUAGAGGCGAAGAAGUGGCACCAGCGAGUGCAUGUGAUUGUCCCAGGGGGUUUUCAGGCAUGUUUUGUGAAACUCAGAUGAUAAAGGUGGUGAGGAUUUGUGAUAGGACUGAAGGUUCGUCCCAUCCUUAUCUGAACAAUUGUGACAUCACAAAAAGAGAAUGUCUUACUUACAGCGAAAACAAACGAUAUGUUUUCAAAUGUAGCGAAUAUUGGACAAGUGAAAAGAAACAAGUUGUACCUCGCCAGUGUAUGAUUAUACAGGACAAACAAAAGUCAUCCUUUCCACGAGUUGUCCCAAGUUUCCUGACAACGGAAGACAAAAGGAUAUGUCACACGUCAGAUAGACAAGCAUUACAAUGUGGUAACACGGACGUCUUCAUCAACCCUAAAUGUGUGUGUUCCUUUUACAAUGUGUACGAGGAAAAAUAUCAUUCUCACACAGCUUGCUCAAGUGGACAACCUGCGGACCACGUUAUAAAGUUAAGAUGUCCCGAUUGUAAAAGGUACAGCUUAGAUAACAAAGGACCAUGCAUCAACGGUGGGAAUUUGACCUGUAGAGGCGAGGAAGUGGCACCAAUGAUUACAUGUGAUUGUCCUAGUGGGUUUUCAGGCAUGUUUUGUGAAAAUCAGAUGAUAAAGGUGGUGAGGAUUUGUGAUAGGACUGAAGGUUCGUCCCAUCCUUAUCUGAACAAUUGUGACAUCACGAAAAAAGAAUGUCUUACUUACAGCAAAAACAACCGAUAUGUUUUCAAAUGUAACGAAACUCUGAGAAAAGAAGAAAAAGAAAAACAAGGAAAUCUGCCUCUCUGCAGUGAAGUGGAGAUGGAAAUCGAGAUAGGCAGUAGAACAACAAAGGGUCCCCAGAGGGUAAACAACACCAGUGAUCGGAAUAAAGCGUCGCUUCUACCAAGAGAUGAAAGAGAUACUUCCGGUGUGAUACUGAGUAUAUCAUCCGGUCUAGUUUUUAAAAGUUUGCUGUAAUUUUCGGGGUAUUUGAAAGUCACUUAGGUGUUACUUUAAUAUUGGAGAAAUUGAAUUGAUUGAAAAUGUGUACGUAGGACUUUAAAAAGAACAACACUGAAAAAAAUCAACUUUAAAAUCCAAUGUUCUAUUGGGGGGUGGGGGAUUAUUUUCAUUAGAUUGAGAAAUUCCAUUAAUACAAGACUACAUUUACUAUAUAUAAACUAUACGUCUAUGAAAAGUCGAAGAAACAUAUGCAAUUUGGAAACUCCUAUAUGUAUAUGGUUAUUAUGUAUUUGUUAUAUAAAAUCUAAAACUACGUAUGUCGAUACCCUAUUAUGUAAAAUGCUAAUCCAGUCCUUGCAAUAAUUAUGGUUACUUAUGCACAGACGCAUGAUGGGAAAAAAUUUUCAGACGGCUAAGAUCUACUGCAUUACAAGGAUCACUCAGAUUUACGAAGUCCAUUGCAGACACGUGAUUUCAAUAUUUUGCUCAUUUUCAAUUGUGCGAAAUACUGACUUCAAAGGUAAAAUUAAUGUCAUUCCUGAAUUGGAAAAGUUAUGGCUAUUACAGUUCUAAACCUGAAGAACAUGAAAGCAAUUUUAAAAAUUGUAGAUAUAUUCAGAAUAAAACACAAAUGCAUAUUCAAA
Ostrea edulis (European flat oyster) is the source of this 2353-nucleotide messenger RNA. RefSeq lists its product as uncharacterized. Lineage: Eukaryota; Metazoa; Mollusca; Bivalvia; Ostreida; Ostreidae. The record is from RefSeq and is a predicted model, not a curated record. The transcript is spliced from 13 exons. The coding region runs from base 354 to 1724 and encodes 456 amino acids.